This is a messenger RNA of Lemur catta (Ring-tailed lemur), 814 nucleotides long. Its product is annotated as mucosal pentraxin-like. The record is from RefSeq and is a predicted model, not a curated record. Gene Ontology annotation, biological process: innate immune response. The transcript is spliced from 2 exons. The coding region runs from base 78 to 740 and encodes 220 amino acids. Gene Ontology annotation, molecular function: complement component C1q complex binding. Lineage: Eukaryota; Metazoa; Chordata; Mammalia; Primates; Lemuridae.
CCAAACAGCCAGCAUCUCUCUGUUGUGACAACUGUGGCUUUCCUUGUCACUACUCUGGAAGUCCCAAGGAGAGCACGAUGGAGAAGAUUCUUCUGGGCGUCCUGCUCCUUACCACUGUCUCAGGAGGUGUGCCAGCUAGUUCAGACAUGACAGGGAAGGUGUUUAUUUUUCCUAAAGAAUCUGCUACAGCCUAUGUGUCCUUGAUUCCCAAGGUGAAGAAGCCACUGCAGAACUUCACGCUGUGCCUGAAAGCCUUCACAGACCUCACCCGCCCUUAUAGCCUCUUCUCCUACAGCAUUCCCUCCCAGGACAAUGAGCUUCUUCUCUUUGUCAAAAAAAUGGGGGUGUACAUGCUGUACCUUGGGAAUUCUGAGGUCACUUUCAAUGCACCCCCAUCUUCUUAUACCCCAACCCAUGUCUGUGCAAGCUGGGAGUCUGCCUCUGGGAUUGCUGAACUCCGGGUGAAUGGAAAACUCCUGGGGAGGAAGGGAGUAAGACAGGGGUACUCUGUGGGAUCAGAGGCUAAGAUUAUCUUGGGACAAGAGCAGGAUUCUUUUGGGGGACAAUUUGAUGCAAGUCAAUCCUUUGUUGGGGAGAUAUGGGAUGUUUCCUUGUGGGAUCAUGUGCUCCCUCUAAAGGAGAUGCUUGACUUGUGUAACAGUGGCAACAUCCUGAACUGGCAAGACCUAACUUAUGAAGAUAAUGGCUAUGUGGUGACUAAGCCCAAGGUGUGGACUUAGGUAUCAUUCUCUUCAGGCAUGAUUUAUGUUUAGUGAUAAUCACAUACUCUUUGAAAUUAAAUGCAUUGAUUUUA